This is a messenger RNA of Mercenaria mercenaria, 9488 nucleotides long. RefSeq names its product leucine-rich repeat-containing protein 49-like. Gene Ontology annotation, molecular function: protein binding. Bases 146 to 2542 code for a protein of 798 amino acids. The transcript is spliced from 17 exons. The record is from RefSeq and is a predicted model, not a curated record. NCBI's taxonomy places the organism in Eukaryota, Metazoa, Mollusca, Bivalvia, Venerida, Veneridae.
UCAAGAUGGCAGAAAAGUGCAUUUUGCUGCUAGGGAAAAAUGUUUAUAGAUUUUAUCUUUAAAAGAUAUUACUUUGUCAGAGAUAAUAUGGCAGUCUUAAAAGGUGUUCAGAAAUGUGUCCACCGUGUAUCACAUUUUCUCCAUAAUGUUUAAUAGUGCGAGAAACAGAGAAUUAAAUCAAAAACAGUUUAUUGCGAAAGAAGAAGUGAUUUUCUGUCCGACACAGAUUUCUGGAGAUUUUCCCAUGAAGCGUUACAACCAACAAACUCCCGACUUUCCUGUUAGCCAUCUUGCAGAGAAGCUACCUAUUCACUACCGUAGUAACAAUAAGUCGAAGCAGCAACAAAUAGUUCCAGUUUCAGCUGCCAAUGUGCAUGAUCUCUCGCAUGUUCCAGUUGACUUAUUGUCCGGCGACGAUGAAGAUGGCCGCCACUCUAGAAGCUCCCUCUUCUCACCAAAACAACAAAAAACACCCGCAUUUCUACCAGGGGACAGAGUGAUAUUUGCUGAGAGCCCCUCAGCCCCAGGAAUCCCUGUAGUUUAUAGAACACCAGAGGAACGGUCUUCCAAUCCCGACAGACUUAAUCUUGACAGACGGAAGUUGACAGUAUGUCCAAUCUUAGAGGGGGAGGAGCAGUUGCGUCUGCUAAACUACCAGCACAAUCAGAUCACAAAGAUCCAACAUCUCGGCAGCCUGAAAAGACUUAUCUUCUUGGACCUGUACGACAAUCAAAUAGAGGAAAUAUCUGGCCUUGGUUCACUUAAGUCACUUAGGGUACUCAUGUUGGGUAAAAAUAAGUUGAAGAAAAUAGAGAAUUUAGAGGCUUUACAAAAACUAGAUGUUUUAGAUCUGCAUGGAAAUCAGAUAUCAUGCAUAGAGAACUUGAACCACUUGUCAGAGUUACGAGUGUUGAAUCUUGCCGGGAACCAGAUUAGUCAUGUUAGCGGGCUCACAGGGAUGGACUCGCUAGCGGAGCUUAACUUGCGGCGGAACAAGAUUCGUACAGUUGUAGAGGUGGACUCUCUAAGUAGUCUUCAACGUCUGUUCCUCAGCUACAAUGAUAUUCAAAGUUUUGAAGACAUAUCAUGCCUCGGGGACUCGACAAGUCUGUCAGAGAUCUCACUGGAUGGGAAUCCCUUGACGUCCGAACAGUAUUACAAACAGAUAGUGCUAAGACAUAUGCAGCAACUAAAACAGCUGGAUAUGAAACGUGUCUCGGAGGAAGAGCGGAGGAUUGCGCUUGUCAUGGCUCGCAAAGAGGAAGAGAAGAAAAAAGAAAUGAACAAGCUCUCUGUGAUGAAGGUGUACAUGCAGCCUUUUAUGGGUAAAACUUUAGGACAGAAGGAGAAGAGACGUCUUGCCAUCAACAAUGCAAAGAGACAGUGGGAGGUCAUGCAGGGGUCAUUGAUUCAGAAGACCUCAAAGAUGACACGAACCCCAGAACUAUACGCAAACCAUAUUGGGUCAAUACCAAACUCGGAGGUGGUGACACCAGAUAAUGAUGGAGAAGAGAGUCGAGAUGAGUCAGAGUCAAUUACCAGCAAACAAAGUAGCCGUGCAAACAGCCGACCAGGAAGUGCGCACAGUAUGACACUGGAUGGGGGUGACGCAAGGGAGAGACCGAGAACCGCUAGUCAACAAGCCAGACGCCCUGAAGCAAAACAACCAGGCUUGUACAAGGAAACCAUGAUGUUUGGGACGGACAAUAAAGCUUCCAACUUAAACAAUCUGGCAGACUUGGAGGGUGAUACAUUAACCCUGUAUGGGCCUCCAUCUCUUGAGGCCCUGGACAGGAACUGGGGUAUGCAGGCAGCAGGGGCAGUAACUGUGAUCAUAUUUAAAUUUAUAGACUUUGAGGAAAUUAGUAAACAUCUACAAAAAAUCAGGACAAGAUUUCCUGCAACACAGACUCUGGUGUUCAGUUCAACAAAUAUUUGCAGUUUUGUACAGAUAAAUGCACUAACAAAUGUUCGACGAUUAGACAAUCUCGUUAUAGAACUAGAAGGCAACCCAAUAACAAGGUUUACACUGUGGAAAAGUUAUAUUCUCUUCAGACUGGCCCAUUUUGCUCUGAAGCGAAUCAAUAAUGUAGAGGUGACAGCAUUAGAUAUAAUGAAUGCUGAAAAACUGUUUGGUGCCAUAUCUAAUUUAACAACGUCUCAGCUACCUCAUACUAGACUUCUCUCGUUGCUAGGGGAAACAAGGCGGAAACAGUUGUUAACGAUGAGUGAGGAGAAAUCACGUAAAAUUCUGGAUGGAACGAUGAAAAUAGAUAAAACCCAGGGCGAGUUUGUUGGUCGUGCAGGACUUACAUAUCAGCAAGACUUAAACAGGCAGCAGGACUUACAAGGAAAACGGACAUUUGCAAGAAGUUAUAUAAAUGAAAUGACAAAAGAGGCCAUAUUUGUAGACAGAAAACGAAAUGAACUGAACAAAAUUUGGCCUCAGAUAUUCUAUGAAAUGGUUUACUCUGCCGUAUCAGACAUGUCAGACUCCUCUAGUUAUAUGAAAAAAUGUAUGGAAGAUUUAGAUAAAAGUUAGCAUUAGCUGUGAACCAGUCUUGGACUGGUACUCCAUAAUGUAAUCUAUGAACCAGUCAAAAUUUUUGACUGGUACCCAGAAAUACUUCACUGGUACAGUGCAAACUUGAUAGGAACAAGGGAACCAGGAUCAACAAGGCGAGACUGGAUACAAUGUGACAAUGAAAAAACAAUGAAAAGAUGGAGGUUUUCAGAAAACCAGGGUCAGAUACUUGCUGUUUCACUGUAGCAUGUGUUUUGGGGUGAAGUUUUUUUGAAAAUACACAAAAUGUGAAUGUAUAACUAGUCCCAAUUCUUGUGACUGUUCUUAAAAAGUGUUAUACCAGUAUAUACAAUAUAUCACAGUAGUUUGGUAUAUGUUCAUGGGUUUGGUAUAGUUUGUUACACUACUGUAGCACUACCAAGCAUGUUGGUGUUCUGAAAUGUAUAUUUUGUUUUGAAUAAACUGUCUUAUCUGUAUUUUCAAGGGUGUUUAAGAACACAACUCGUUAGAAUGAGUCUUUGGAAAUACUUUAAAGUUGUGAAAAAAUUACUACAAUUACUUGCCUGUAAGACAAGUUUGUCUAAUAAGUGAGUCAGUGUCAUUGACCUAGAGUAUUUGUAAAAGAGUCUGCAAAAUACAGCCAAUUUUGAAGUAAUCAAAGGAUCUGUCUUAUAAAUGGAACAUCUUAAGAUUAGUAAAUAUGGUAUGACAAUGAAAGAAAAUAUUGGUAUGGAUAUGAUAUGGAAGAAACUGGUAGUUUUUUUGUUUUUUUAAUCUAAAUUUAAACCUAAUGGUGACCAUCACUGUUUCUCCCUUAUAUAAGCACCACCUUUUAUGGAAAAUCUAUAAAUCAAAAAUAAGAUUAUUAUUAUCAUGUAUUAGGUCAAAAUGAAGUUUUAAUGUUACCUACUUUCGAUUUUACAUAACAUGAUUUUUUCAUAGAUGCCAUGUUGGGUGUUGACUAUAUACGGAGAAAAGAUGACUAUACUAUGCCUUAAAUGGCUGCCUUUUAAUUGCUUAGGUAUUUAUCCAAAUAGCUGUUUCUGUUUUGUCUGUAGCUUGAUUGUUCUAAUUCAUUUCCAUCAGUUUUAAUGUUUCACCAAGCUCUAUAUAUUAAUAGUAGGGGCCUCCAUAGCCAGGUGGUUAAGGUCACUGACUUCAAAUCACUUGUCCCUCAUCUAUGUGGGUUCAAGCCUCACAUGUGAGGAAGCCAUCCAGCUGGCUUACGGAAGGUCGGUGGUUCUACCCAGGUGCCCGCUCAUGUUGAAAUAAUGCAUGGAGGGGCACCUGGGGUCUUCCUCUACCAUCAAAGCUGGGAAGUCGCCAUAUGACCUAAUAUGAAAUUAGGUGCUACCUAAAAGGCAGAGCUCCCAUGAAAAAUCACCAGUGCCCGUUAAAAAUUAAAGGAGUGGUGCUGGAAUUAUGGAUUCGUUUAGGAAGAUUAUGUUCUAUUAGAUCUAUUAAAAUUAUAAGUAUUAAUGAUAAUUCAUGAUUUCUGAAUGCAUGUUUUAGACUGCAUCAAGAUUAAUUCUCGACAUGUGAAAACUUCAAAAAAAUUCUGUAUAUAAUCAAAAGAAAGUUCGGUAUAGAUUAACAUCUGCACCAAGAUAAAGAAAAAAAAACGUAUUUGAAUAAUUUCUGUUAUUCUUAUUAAAACUUUUUAAAGUUAUGUCUACUGACUACUACACAGGCACUGCAUUGGAACCUGACAUCAAAAUUAUAAACAUUUGUUAAUUUUUACAUGUAUGACUUUAGUUAUACAAUAUUUUUAAAACUUAAAAUUAUACAAAAAAAAAAGACUGAAAUAAAAAAGGAAUUAAAAAAAAAAUCUGGAUCAGGUGAGGUUCGAACUCACGACCUCUGGAUUUCAACGCGAACUCGCUAACCACUACACCACUGUUGAGUUAUGACGUCAUCUGGACAAACAUAAGUAUUUAUUGUAAAGUUCAGUAAUGGCAGCGUGACGAAAGUCGUUUCAAAAUGAAAUUAUUGUAUUUUGUUUCUUUUUUCUUCGUAGAAAAUGUAUUUAGCACUAAUUUCUUAUUAUCGAACGCUCAUUUAUAUUUUUAUUCAAUAUUCAAAGCAGUAAGCGAGACGCUUUUGUCAACCGUAAACAGUAAGCGUCUACUGACGUCUUUACUGAUUAAUUACUAUGUACAUAGAUCACAUGAAAAAAUCCGAACAACACCGAUUCCAGAAAAUACCACGAAUUUUCAACUCGAUAGUAUACACAGUUAGAUCUCUCUAUUCAUUUUCUUUUUCACACGUCUAACUGUAAUGCGACGCUGUCGGCGCCGCUUUGCGGCGCCGGUAGCUCUGCUAUAAUUAUUAUGUCAUACGUUAAAAAAUUACAUAAAUGUGGAGACACGCCCCUUUAAAAUUUUACAGUCAGGUAGAUUUUUAUGGUAUGAGGUGGUAGCAUUUUAGCCAAUUUACAGGCCACAAAUACAUCCUGUAGUUCCAUUUUCAGUAAAUAUCUUGUCUGUUUUCAUACCAUACAACAAAAUAUAACAUACAAGAUGUGUGCUUGUGCUUAGUUUCAAAGUUUCUGUGGUGCUUUAUGAGUUAUACCAAUGAAAUUAUUAUUGUUUUUAAACGUAUUUAAGAGAAUCAACACCUUUCCAUUACGGUAAUGGACCUUUAAUGACAAUCACCAUUUUCCGUUUUGAUUACAUAUUCUCGGUAUGUGAUUUUGGCAUUCUGUGGUUGUUAUGAAAAGGAAUUUUCUAUUAUGACUGAAAGAUGCAGAAAUCGCAAGCAGAUAAUAUGAGAGAGUACGCUACUACAUGGGAAUUGCCGAUUUUUAGCUCGACUAUUCAAAGAAUAGUCUAGCUAUUCUACUCACCCUGGCGUCGGCGUCGGCGUCACACCUUGGUUAAGUUUUUGCAUGCAAGUACAUACAGCCAUCAAUUGAAGGCAUAUAGCUUUGAAACUUAUUUUUUCUUUUUCUAGGUCAAUUACCAACCUCUCUGGGUCAAGUCCCAUAACUCUGACAUGUAUUUUGAGCAAAUUAUGCCCCCUUUUGGACUUAGAAAAUUUUGGUUAAAGUUUUACAUGCAAGUUACUAUCUCCAAAACUAAUGCAGAUAUUGAUUUGAAACUUCACAUGUGUCUUCAGGGUUAUAAAACUAGUUGAUAGCAGCAAGUCCCAUAACUCUGACUUUCAUUUUGGCCAAAUUAUGCCUCUUUUGGACUUAGAAAAUUCUGGUUAAAGUUUUGCGUGCAAGUACAUACAGCUAUUUCUAAAAGGCAUAUAGAUUUGAAACUUAUUUUUUCUUUUUCUAGAUCAAUUACCAACCUCACUGGGUCAAGACCCAUAACUCUGACAUGUAUUUUGAGCAAAUUAUGCCCCCUUUUAGACUUAGAAAAUUUUGGUUAAAGUUUUACAUGCAAGUUACUAUCUCCAAAACUAAUGCAGAUAUUGAUUUGAAACUCCACAUGUGUCUUCGGGGUUAUAAAUCUAGUUGAUAGCAGCAAGUCCCAUAACUCUGACCUUCAUUUUGGCCAAAUUAUGCCCCCUUUUGGACUUAGAAAAUUCUGGUUAAAUUUUUGCGUGCAAGUACAUACAGCUAUUUCUAAAAGGCAUAUAGAUUUGAAACUUAUUUUUUCUUUUUCUAGAUCAAUUACCAACCUCACUGGGUCAAAUCCCAUAACUCUGACAUGUUUUUUGAGCAAAUUAUGCCCCCUUUUGGACUUAGAAAAUUUUGAUUAAAGUUUUACAUGCAAGUUAUUAUCUCCAAAACUAAUGCAGAUAUUGAUUUGAAACUUCACAUGUGUCUUCGGGGUUAUAAAACUAGUUGAUAGCAGCAAGUCCCAUAACUCUGACCUUCAUUUUGGCCAAAUUAUGUCCCCUUUUGGACUUAGCAAAUUCUGGUUAAAGUUUUGCGUGCAAGUACAUACAGCUAUUACUAAAAGGCAUAUAGAUUUGAAACUUAUUUUUUCUUUUUCUAGAUCAAUUACUAACCUCACUGGAUCAAGUCCAAUAACUCUGGCAUGUAUUUUGGGCAAAUUAUGCCCCCUUUAGGACUUUGAAAAUUUUGGUUAAAGUUUUACAUGCAAGUUUCUAUCUCCAAAACUAAUGCAGAUAUUGAAUUGAAACUUCACAUGUGCCUUCGGGGUUAUAAAACUAGUUGAUAGCAGCAAGUCCCAUAACUGAUAUGCAUUUUGGUCAAAUUAUUCCCCCUUUUGAACUUAAAACUCUUUUGAUAUUUAACCUUUUUGGGUAAUAUUUUCCAGCUUCUGGGACAAUAUUUCGAAUAGUCGAGCUUGGCUGUCUUACGGACAGCUCUUGUUAAUUACAUGCUCACUACCUGAAACUAACGGAACUUAAUUAUUUUGCAGUAUGCUGUCAGGGUUUCACUUUUUGAGCUGAUCGUUACUUCAUUGGCUGUACUAUGAUCAUGAAAUGAAAUUGGAUACUUUGAUUCUGUGUGAUCCACCUAAUCAGUAACAUGUUGUUUUUUUGUGUUUUUUUUCAUGAAUUGCUGCUUUAUUUUGCAAGUUCCAAAUAUAAACUACCACACAGUUCUAAAGGUCUCUGAGAGUGGAAGUAGGAUCUUUUUGAAUAUUAACAUAUUUUUAAUAAUGUCAAUUUUAUGAUCAAAAAUUUAUUUUUUCCAUUGUGUUAAUUUAACGUGUGAUGGUCAUCUUGUCUGAAGAAUAGAGAGGUCCAGAAGGAUGCCUAUUUUCUGAGCAAACUUCUCCCAUAAUGGAAUUUUGAAGAAAUCUUGUAAUGUUUAAAUUCAAUAAGUUACUACUUUCAGAAAAUAAAAAAAAAUCACUUUGUGAUCAAAUAUCUGUUUUAUUCAUGAAUAUUACGCGCAUGUCUUGUUUGUGAACUUUGAAAUAGACAGUUGAAGCUAAUUCAGUGCCAUUUAUAUACUGUAUUAUUUCUAAGAAAAAAAGUCAGGGUAAAUUUAUUUGUAUGCUUGAUGCUUUAAAGUGCUUAUUUACAGUAUUCAGAUUAUUCAGGCCUCCUAGUGAAACCUUUAAAACUUUAAAAACCUUUAAUUUCAGAGCAAACCUUUAAAACCUUUAAAUCUUCUGAAAAAACCUUUAAAACGGCCAAGUAGCCUGUAAUUUUCACACAAAACCAAUAUUUUUGUUCAGACUGCUUGCCGUGCCAGUUUAAAGCAAGUAAUGGUUAUACUACUGUAUUUCUUCCCCCCUUUUAAGUGUUGUUAUUAGGAUACUGCUUGUGUAUCAUUCAUCUUGAGUUUUUCAGAAUGCUGUUGUGUUCACCAGACCACAUACAUGUAGAUGUUUUUAGUAAAUACCUAUAUAUAUUAUGUGUUUUCAACGAGAAUUCCGAUAAAAAUAGCCUUUAUUUACUCUUUAUUUUUUAAUAUUUUACACUAAAAGGCCUUUAUUUCCAUAGAUUGGAGCCUUUAUAAAAACCUUUAUUUUUGUUCAGGCCUGCUAGGAGGCCUGGAUUAUUUCUUCCGCUUAAUUGGAAUAUGUCAAGGUAUGGAGAAUGAGUUCAGCUUCAGACAAAUUUGUCCAGAACAGGUCAAUGAACAUUUGGGUUUGACUCAGAAUAAAUGGGGCCAUACCAAAACUCAUUACCUGUUUAUAUGGAAAGAUUUUCUGGCGAAGCAUUUAAAUAGAACUUGCUCAGUUUAACUGUUCUUCUUGACAGUUUGAUUGUCUUUAUAUAUCUGUUUCUGUUACGUUGAGAACAAGCAGGGAUAAUCUCCCUUGUCACCAUAUCAAUCACUGCUAUCUAGAAAACAGCAUGUCCAUGGAAAUCACAAGACUGUUACAAAAUUUCAAAUAUUGUUUUCUCAUUUUCGAUAUUAUUUUUUUCGUUGCAUCACUUCUGUUAGCAUUUAAUCCCUGAAAAAUACUGAAAAAUUGCAAUAACUGAAAAUCUAAAGUUAAAUGAAAAAGGUGUAAUUUAUCAAAAAUAUGAUAAAACUGUGUUUUGGUGGCAGAUAUCUCUGUACUGUAAGGGGCUGCAUUGGAGAUUGAAGAACAAGAUGCUACUGUUUGAAAUUAAGUACAGUCAAAACUUUGUUUAAGACUACCUGUGAAUAAAGACAAAACUGGCUGCAAAGACCGCUAGCUUCAUUUCUAGUUUAAAACAAUAACAGUGUAUAUCAACCUCUGAAUAAAGAACACUUGCAAAUAAGAGCCACUUCUUGGCUUAUGUAUGUGAUUAUUAUUAACAGGUAGUCUUUAUAGACAGCUGAUCUUUAUAAACAGUUGUCUUUAGACAGGUGAUUUUUAUAGAAAUGUGUUUUUAAGACUGGUUGUCUUUAUAGACUUGUGGCCUUUAUAGACAGGUGAUCUUUGUAGACAGAUUGUCUUCUUACAAAGGUUGUCUCUAAAGACUAGUUGUCUUUUAGAGAGAUCGUCUGUUGGUUGUCUUUUAGACAUGUUGUCUUUAUGGACUGGUCGUCUUUUAGACAUGUUGUCUUUAUAGACUGGUUGUCUUUUAGACAAAUUGUCUUUAUAGACUGGUUGUUUUUAUAGACAGGUUGUCUUUAUAGACUGGUUGUCUUUUAGACAUGUUGUCUUUAUAGACUGGUAGUUUUUAUAGACAGGUUGUCUUUAUAGACUGUAUAUAUAGAAAAAGGGAUAAGUGUUUGCUAAACUUUAAUCCAUUUGCUCACUACAGGUAAAUCUACACAUUUAGUACUUCAGAUUUCAGUUUUGAAUGUUUAUCUCCUUAAAUUUUGAUCCACCAUAGAUGUUAGAAGCAAAGAAUGGAAUCCACACCUAUACAUAUAAAGUCACAGCCUCUCUAUUAUGUCAUGACAUGAUUGGAACUUUAUGAACGUUUUGCAGAAUGUUUCAUUCAACCCAGAUAUUUUCGGUAUAACAUUUUUCUAUCAGCUUUCAGAUAUUGUACACAAACUGUAUUGUGAUAUUAUUUAAUUUUAUGAUUAUAUUAAUGAUUAUGUUUUUGCAGAAAAAAUGUUGAAAUAUAUCUUUUUUAAUAAAAAAUUUGCAACUUAUAAGUA